GUCUUUCCCCCCCCCCUCCCCUCCCAACAGUCUCAGUCGGGAACUGAUGCCCAGGCUGGGUCUUUGAGGUGAAACUCUGUCGAAUCUGACUUUUUUUUUUCUAGCCAAACUGGGGGAGAAAACUGGGGACUCAAAAAUCAAUGCCUUAUUGCAAAAAAGUAAGACUUGAACUGAUUACUUUUGAACUGAAUUGAUUACUUGUUGAAAGAGUAUUAGUGUUGUAAGAACUGCUCCUACUUAGUAACUGUUGCGGCUGUGAACUUCUUUAGGUUGUAACAAGCCAGCUUCCUUUCUUAAGUCUGUUUUUGGGCUGUAGGUGAACAAACUUGUGGACUGUAUUCUAUGACUGCAAAGAUGGAACCUACAUUCUACGAUGAUGCCAUCAAUGCUACCUUUGUGCAGCCAGAAAGUGGUGCUUAUGGAUAUAAUAAUCCCAAAGUUCUGAAGCAGAACAUGACGCUCAAUCUGGCUGACCCUUCCAGUAACCUCAAGCCCCACUUGAGGAACAAGAAUGCUGAUAUCCUGACCUCUCCAGAUGUGGGCCUUCUCAAGCUGGCUUCUCCUGAACUGGAAAGGCUGAUUAUUCAGUCAGGCAAUGGACUGAUCACCACUACUCCAACCCCAACCCAGUUUCUCUGUCCCAAAAAUGUUACCGACGAGCAAGAAGGCUUUGCUGAAGGCUUUGUCAGGGCACUCGCAGAGCUACACAAUCAAAACACCAUGCCAAGUGUUACCUCCGCUGCUCCGCCUACGAACUCCGGCAUGGCCCCUGUCUCUUCCAUGGCUGGAAACAGUGGCUUCAGUGCUAACAUGCACAGCGAGCCGCCCGUCUAUGCUAAUCUCAGUAACUUCAAUCCUAGUGCACUUAAUACAGUGCCUUCCUACAAUGCAAACAACCUGGGCUUUCCUCCACAGCAUCAUAUGAACCCCCAGAUGCCGGUGCAGCAUCCGCGCCUCCAAGCUCUGAAAGAAGAGCCUCAGACUGUCCCAGAAAUGCCCGGGGAGACUCCUCCCCUGUCCCCUAUUGACAUGGAAUCCCAAGAAAGGAUCAAGGCAGAGAGGAAGCGCAUGAGAAAUCGAAUUGCGGCCUCCAAGUGCCGGAAAAGGAAGUUGGAGCGGAUUGCCAGGUUGGAAGAAAAAGUAAAAACUUUGAAAGCCCAGAACUCAGAACUAGCGUCUACUGCCAACAUGCUGCGAGAGCAGGUUGCACAGCUGAAGCAGAAGGUCAUGAAUCACGUCAAUAGUGGAUGCCAGCUAAUGCUCACACAGCAGUUGCAAACUUUUUGAAAAGACUGAAAAGUAACUUUAGGAUGAUGGGGAGAAAUUAAGGAGAGGAAAGAGUUUGGGAGGCAGAACCCCCCUCCCACACACACACACACACACACUUGUGAUGGGUGGAGAGAAAAGGCUGAAAGGCAUUGAUUCCGAAGACUGCCACCCCCGAGUCAAAUGCAUGUGUGGAGAGACUGGUGUGCCUUCUGGGUGAGGUGGCGGCAUAUCAGUUGACAGAACAACUCAGCAAAACAGCUGAGCUGUUCCAGCUCAGAUAAGGCAUGGAUGCCUUGUGUUCGUCUUUCUUUUUCUCUCUCUUUUUUUUAACAUUGACCAAGACUUGCAUGGACCUAACAUUAAAUGAUCAUUCAGUAUUAAAAGUUAAACUGCAGUAGAUACUGUAGAUGGCUUUCUCUUAGUACUCCUUUUUAAAACAAAAAAAAAAUAGGGUGUUUUGGGGAGGCUAACAACAGAAACUGAGCUAUACUGCCUAUCUGAGUUGUGUAUGUACAUAUAUAUUUUUUAUUUUAUGACAACUGAUUAAUGUCAAGUAAAACUACUUCAUGACUUUGUAAGUUAUUUUUUAUGUUCAUUUGGGUUUCACCCAGUAUUGUUUGUAAAUAAGAGAUUUUUUAGCAACUUUUGAGUUUUUUUCCAUUUGUAAUAAAGUAUAUAAUUUUUUUAAUGUUUAUUUCUGAAACAAAAGAAAGGGUUGAUCUUAUUUAAGAAAGCACCAGUAAUCCUUAAUCACUUUCUUUUGAUUAGUAUCAUUUAAAUUUCAAUUCUACACACACUUACCUAGGAGCAAGUCUUAUUAAAUUUAGUGAGGCUUACUGCUGAGUAGACAUACAAAAAAAAAGAUACUUGUAAAUCGGGCAUAUACAGAAUCAACUUUUAGUUGAAUGUUAAAACUCAAGUGAGGAAUGAGAAACUCUUCUUUGAUCUUCACAAACUGUAACAACCAUUUUAAAAGUCUUGUGGCACUCCUGUUAUAAUAAAACUAUUGGUCUUUAGGGUGCCACAAGAUUCCUUGUGUUCUAAAUCCCAGAUGGAUUUUUUCCCCCUAAGGGCAUCAAAUUGAUAUUCCUAGGCUACUAACAAAUGUUGGAUAGAAAAGAUACAAAGACUUACACAUUCAAAGAUUUAUUUUAAGUAAGAGAACUGUCUUCCUCUUAAAGGCAUAAUUUAGGGAGGUUGUAUUACUAGAAAAAAACUGGGGCACCAGAAAUGCUUUGACAAUCUAUUGCAAAUAUCUGCUGGUAGAUUCUAAUCUACUUUUUGCCUACCCCUGCUUUUUAACUGGAAUACAAGAAGACAUCUCAGUGACCCCCUGUGGUAGGAAAAAAGAGCUGCUAUCUAAUCUGACUUUAAACUUGUACAGUUUGCUCCACAAAGAACUAUUGAUACCAUUUUAACGGAAAUGAAAAAAAGUUGGUAAAAUUAUUCUGUAUCUACGUACUUGUAGAAUAAGCUUUUUUAAAAGUAUAACUGGCUAUUUUACAAUUACAUGUUCUUUUCUUAAGGAAAUAUUAAUAGAUAACCUUUGGAAGAAACAACUGUUUUUAAAAGCAGCCUUCAAUUUGUCACCUUUCUGUUUUGUUAUCUCUUUGAUUUUUUUUUAAAAAAUGAUCUCUGUUCAUAAGUAUUUAGGACUAUGCCUGUUGUCCAAUAAAAUCAUUCUAUUAAUCUUCCAACAAA
Protobothrops mucrosquamatus (brown spotted pit viper) is the source of this 2970-nucleotide messenger RNA. It is a transcript of the gene JUN, whose product is annotated as Jun proto-oncogene, AP-1 transcription factor subunit. Gene Ontology annotation, molecular function: DNA-binding transcription factor activity, RNA polymerase II-specific; RNA polymerase II cis-regulatory region sequence-specific DNA binding; transcription factor binding. NCBI's taxonomy places the organism in Eukaryota, Metazoa, Chordata, Lepidosauria, Squamata, Viperidae. Gene Ontology annotation, cellular component: transcription regulator complex. The record is from RefSeq and is a predicted model, not a curated record. The coding region runs from base 343 to 1287 and encodes 314 amino acids. Gene Ontology annotation, biological process: regulation of transcription by RNA polymerase II; regulation of cell cycle; regulation of cell population proliferation. The transcript has a single exon.